AUGGUUUCGCUGAUCCAGUCUACGACAGAUUGCCUGCCUGUGCCAAAAAAUGUGUUUCUCUUUCUACUUUCCUCCACACCUUGUCCAUACUGGGACACUGGAUGUCUUUGCGUCAUGACUAACUGGGCUUCUGAUGUCGCCGAUUGUUUCGCUGAGAAUUGCAAAGGUUCGGAUGUUGUUUCAGCCUCCAGUGCGGCUGUAGCAGUAUGUUCUGCUGCAGGUGUUUGGGAACCAUACUGGAUUAUCAAUGCUGCUGCUUCCAGUUCAUUGGCUGCGGCUGCAGCUGAAGUUGCUACUACUACUGAAACUAGCUCUGACCCAGCUACAUCAGGAGCUCCAGUCACAUCUGAGGCUCCAACGACUUCCGAUGCUCCAGUUACUUCAGAAGCUCCAAUUACUUCCGAUACUCCGGUGACUUCAGAUGCUCCAGUGACUUCAGACGCUCCAGUUCUGUCUCAACUUCUUAGCUCUGCAGUUGCAAGUUCGUCGCAGGCUCCAGUUUCUUCUGACUUGUCUGAAGGACCCAGCUCUUCUGAAGUAUCUAUUUCUUCGGACAUUGCAAGCUCUGCUGAAUCCAGCUCUCAAGCUGUAAGCUCGUCUGAAAUUGCAAGCUCUGAAGUUGCAAGCUCUGAAAUUGCAAGCUCUGAAAUUGCAAGCUCUUCUGCUAUUGCCCGUUCUUCUGAAGUAGCUACUUCGGAGGCUGCCUCCUCUAAUGGCAGUCCUUCUGAUACGAGCUCUUUCUUUGUGAGAUCCUCCAGCUCUGGGUCUUCUACUGCAUCUUCUUUGCCUAUUGUUUCCUCCAGUGCUGCUUACACUUCGAACACAACCGCUCCUUCACUAGUACCAACAUCGUCUUUGCCUCUUGUCUCAUCCAGUGCAAUUUACCAUUCGAAUUCGACAGCCGUCUCGACCCCGUCUGCUUCCGCACAGUCCAAGUCCAAUGUCGUGGUGGAUGAUGUCACAGAAACAGUCAUCAACGGUGCCACCAAAAUCGUCACUGUGUGCACCAAGUGCAAAACCUUAUCUGGAUCCCUCACCACUUAUACUUCGGUUAUAGGCAGCGUCACGAGAACCAUCACUGCUGAAUGCGACACCACGGCAGCUCCUGGCCAACCAAAGAAAGACAAGUCUACAGCUGAGGGUGAUCACGGCAUUGAAACAACAAAAACGGCAGGAAAGACUCAAGUGACCAAAGGCGACCACGGCAUUGAAGAAAAAACUACCAAAAAGACCCCAGGCAACCAGGGCAUUGAAACGGCAAAAACCACUGAAAAUGGUCCAGUCACUAAGGAAAACCAGGGCACUGAAACUGCAAAAACUACUGGAAAGGGUCCAGUAACUAAAGGAGACCACAGUUCUGAAACCACAAGAAAUACUGAAAAAGGUCCAGUCACUAAAGGCAACCAGGACACUGAAACUGCAAGAACUGCAAAUGGUCCCGCCACUAAGGGCAGCCAGGGCAUUGAAACCGCAAAGACUACCGAAAAGGGUCCAGUCACUAGAAAUCACAGUUCUGGAACUACAAAAACUACUGCUGGUCAGAUGACGAUUUCUCAAGAAACCAAGGCAGUAAGCGCUUCCUCAUCACGUACUGCGGCUCCUACUAUUGACCUGAUCAAUGUUGCCGGAACAAACUAUGUCCCAUGGUUGGCCACAAUUGUUGCCCUUCUUAGUGCUAUCUUCAUGAAUUAG
Clavispora lusitaniae ATCC 42720 is the source of this 1692-nucleotide messenger RNA. Lineage: Eukaryota; Fungi; Ascomycota; Pichiomycetes; Serinales; Metschnikowiaceae. The record is from RefSeq and is a predicted model, not a curated record.